This is a messenger RNA of Phragmites australis (common reed), 764 nucleotides long. RefSeq names its product egg cell-secreted protein 1.3-like. The coding region runs from base 86 to 619 and encodes 177 amino acids. Gene Ontology annotation, biological process: double fertilization forming a zygote and endosperm. The record is from RefSeq and is a predicted model, not a curated record. NCBI's taxonomy places the organism in Eukaryota, Viridiplantae, Streptophyta, Magnoliopsida, Poales, Poaceae. The transcript has a single exon.
AUGCCUGUUGCACCCUGUAUAAGUACAGCCGCAAGCCUCACGCCCACUCAAAUUAGCGCAUCGCUAGCUCGUGUCAUCUUAAAGCAUGGCACCACCAUCCAUGCUGGCUCGCUCCCGCCAUUCCCUGGCCGUGCUGAUCUUCUGCUUGGCGCUGCUCGCCGGGGCCAACGUGACGGCCGGUGCGCGGCCGACGAUGUUUGCACCCGCGCCGGUCCCUGUGGCCGCUCGGGGCCUGGUGGAGCGGCUGGACGGGGAAGGGUCGCAGCAGUGCUGGGAGGUGCUGGUAGAGAUCAAGUCGUGCACAGGGGAGAUCAUCCUCUUCUUCCUCAACGGCGAGGCGUACUUGGGCCCCGGGUGCUGCCGCGCCAUCCGCGUCAUCGAGCAGCGCUGCUGGGCCGCCGACGCCAUGCUGUCCGUCAUUGGGUUCACCCCCGAGGAGGGGGACAUGCUCAAGGGGUACUGCGACGCGGGCGAUGACGGCGGCAGCGGCGGGCAGGGGCAGGGGCAGCAGCAGCACGACAGGACGCCGGUGGCGCCGCCUCGCCGUGAUGUGUACGACGGUGUUGCCUGCAAGAGCGUCACUCCUGUGGCGGCGAGAGAGGGCUCGGUGCACCGUUGAUAAGCUGCAGUGUGCGUCCACGUCCAGGAAGCGGUGCGGCACUCGAUCGUGAGAUAACCUCGGGUGUUUAGGAUGCCCGUUUGGUCUUCUCUGUGAUUUUGUGCAACACGAGAUGCCUGCUUGGCUUCGCCGAGAUAAAUAACAG